AUGAAUAGAUUGAAAAGAAAUAAGCCAGGAACGAGGACUAAGGAGAUGUGGGCGUGGAAGCUCGAUGAUUUUUGUAAUAUGUCUGGGCCUUUUUCUGUGCAGGAAUAUAUAUGCUUUUAUUAAUUAAGUUUAGGUAUAAUAUAAAUAAAUAAAAACCCCCAAUUUUUAGAUAAAAUUGCAUACAAGAUCUAAUCAGAAAUAAUCCUGGUGACGUCGAAAGAAUAUGUGACCCACCUCAUGAUAUUGAUUUAGCUGUGUGACAAUAUGAGCAUAUAAGGCAGUUUAUUGUAGAGCUAAACAGACUUAUAGUGAAUUUGCAAGGGAUUUGUGUUCCUGAUAUGUGCCCGAAUAUGAGGGGAGGAGAAGAUACAAUGUAUUUAUGCGCUUCACAUAAGAAGCCUAAAGAAUGUUCUGCAAUAGAUUAUAUGACUCAUACUCUAGAUAACGCGACCUCAAUUUUACAGUCAAGCAGAAAUUUUAAUACCCGUAUAAGCAUCCCUAUAAACUCAACCAAACUUUUAGUAAAUAUUGUAAGAAGGCUUUAUAGACUUUUUGCACACACUUAUUUUUUCCAUAGGGAAAUUUUUAUGGAAUAUGAAAACCAGACGCAUUUGUGCUAUAGAUUUACUGAAUUUGUGCAGAAAUUUGGGAUGAUGCCGGCAAAGUUUUUUAGUAUUCCAACACAUGCUUAUAAAAAUGAUUGAUAA
Molecule: messenger RNA, 707 nt
Organism: Blepharisma stoltei
Lineage: Eukaryota; Ciliophora; Heterotrichea; Heterotrichida; Blepharismidae
Source: the annotation of a GenBank genome assembly